UUUUUUUUUCUCUUUUUUUUUUCUCUUCCUCAUACUCAAACUAGCUUUUUUCAUAAUGUACCUGAAUUUUUUUUUAAAAAAAAUGAGUCAGACUAACAAUGCAGAAUAGGUCUGAACCUUAUGACCCCUUUAUCCCCAACAAACAUCGUGAAGGAACUAAUAAGACGGAUCAAGUGCAAAAACAAGUCGAUGAAGUUGUUGGUAUCAUGCAAGAAAACAUUGACAAGAUCAUGCAAAGAGGCGAAAGGAUUGGGGACCUCGAAGACAAAUCCCGAAACAUGCAUGAUGCUGCGGCCGUUUUUCAUGGAGGAGCUAAUAAAGUGAGAAAGAGAAUGUGGUGGAAGAAUUUUAGGUGGAAGAUUAUCAUUGCUGUGACUAUCUUGGUCAUUCUUGGCAUAAUCAUAGGUUCAAUUGUGGCUACACAGACAACCUCGCCAUAGUCUAACACGGCUGAGACAAUCAGGCCAAUAAAUUAUGGUAUUUUUGGCAGAAUACAUAUACCCCACUGUUAACUUUUUUGUGUCUUAAAUAAAAUGCGACGGUAACUAUACGACAAAUGGUUAAUUUUUUAGAACUGAAAACUUCAAGACAAGUUGAUUGGGUUACAAUCAAAAUACUUUGUACAAUGUCCUUUUUGAAGGCUUAGAAUCAUAUGAGAAUCCUUUACCA
This is a messenger RNA of Mucor mucedo, 669 nucleotides long. RefSeq names its product synaptobrevin-domain-containing protein. Gene Ontology annotation, cellular component: membrane. NCBI's taxonomy places the organism in Eukaryota, Fungi, Mucoromycota, Mucoromycetes, Mucorales, Mucoraceae. Bases 99 to 440 code for a protein of 113 amino acids. Gene Ontology annotation, biological process: Golgi ribbon formation; vesicle-mediated transport. The transcript has 4 exons. The record is from RefSeq and is a predicted model, not a curated record.